This is a messenger RNA of Linum trigynum, 1116 nucleotides long. The record is from the annotation of a GenBank genome assembly. NCBI's taxonomy places the organism in Eukaryota, Viridiplantae, Streptophyta, Magnoliopsida, Malpighiales, Linaceae.
UUAAAUGUGGGUAUUGAUCGUGGGGUAGAUCAUGCUUGUCCCUGAGAAUCUUCAGAUUACCGCUAGCAAGGGGGCAAUUGAUAUACCCAAAGUAAAAAUAUUUUUUAAUGCAUCAGCCCAUCAUUUGCUCAAACAAUGCACUAUUGCACCUGGGCCGACUCUGCCUAGUGAAAAAUUGGACCAGACCCGUACGGCUCCUGUAUGUAAACAACUGUGCCAUGGCCCGCCAACACUAAAUCAUAUAGUGGUUCCCGAUUGCCUCCAGUGGUGGGUUCCUCCCUCCACUCGGAGCACGGUUCCCCCGGUGCAUCAUUGCACCCAGACACGGCGCCCGGGCCCGCUAUUUCCCCCGGCUCCUAGAAUUGAUGCUUUGCCUCUCGUCCGAUUCCCAACAUUCGGGCCUGCUAUCUCUCCUGGCCUCUAUUGCCCUCGUCUCCCAAGCACGGGGGCUUCGCCUCUCGUUCGGUUCCCGACACCCGCUAUCUCUCCCGGCCUCCGGUGCCCGAGCCCGCUUUUGCCUCCUCUCCCGGCGUCGGGUCUUCGCCUCUUGUCCGGUUCCCGACGCCCGAGCCCGCUAUUGCUCCUAGAUUCCAACGCUAGGGCUUCGCCUAUCGUCUGGUUCCUGUCGCCCGGGCUUGCUAUCGCUCCCGGCUCCCGACACCAAGACUUCACCACCCUCGCGACGCUCAGGCCAGCUAUUGCUCCCAGCUCCCGGUGCUGGGGCUUCACCUCUUGUUCGAUUCCCGGUGCCCGGGUCUGCUAUCACCCAUCGCCCCCAGUACCCGGGCUUCGCCUUCCUCCCAACUACCGGGGCCCAGUAUCGCCCCCAUCUCUUAGUGCCUGGGCCGAUAUCUCCUAUGGUUCCCGGUACCAGCCGACAUACUAUUAUGCCUGGCUCCUGACGCUUGGGAUGCUAUCGCCCCCUGCUCCCGGCACCCGGAUCCACAAAAACUCACCCCACAUGGAUUAUUGAUUGCACUCCCACCUACACAUGUGUCAUUGCCCUAUUCUCAAUUAGUCUCAAUGUGGCAAGGUUGUUCUCAUUAGGCAAAGGCAUGGUUGACAUGUGUACAACCACGUGGCAGGUGCAAACGGACAUAAACGACACAUGUCCAG